AUGAAUUUUUUUUUUUAUACGAAAAUAAACAAAGACAAUAUUAAUUUUGAGAGCUUAAAAAAUGAUGAAAUAAUAUUAAAUAUUUAUUUAGAUGAUAUAAGUUAUUAUAGUGGUGAUGUUUUUAAAGCAAUAUUUGAAUUAAAGGGGCCAAAUAAAUACAUUGGAAAUAUUAAGUUAGAUUAUAUUGUUAUAUAUUUAUAUGGUGUUUAUAUAUUUAAUAAAGAGGUUAUAAAUGUUUGUGACGAAUUAAUAAAAAAACAAGAUAAUAUUAAUUUACCUUUUUAUAAUGAAAAUGAUUUAAAAGAGCAAAGAUUUUUAAUUUUCUACACUAAUUCUAUAAUUUUAUGUAGUGAUAUAAAAUUUGAAAAGCCUAAUGAUACAUCAUAUUAUAUUUUAGAAUGUAUUCUUCCUUCAUUUAUUCCACCCUCAUAUAAUGGGAAAAAUGUAAAAUUUAAAUAUUAUUUGUACGUUCAUUCAGUUAAGAGAUUAUAUAAAAAUAGAAAAGAUUUUAUUACAAAAGAUUAUAAAGCAUGUUUUCCUAUAAAUAUAUUAAAUUCAAAAUAUAUUAAUUCUCCUUUUUUAAAUAUUUUAUCAUUUCCUAUAAAACCUUUUAACUUAAAAAUGGAUAAUAAAAAAAAGUCUAAUUAUUUUUUUCAUAAUUUCCAUAUUAAAAUUAAAGAUGUAAAUAGUAAAUGUACAAGUAAUAUUCCUAAAGUUAUUUUUAAUAGUACUUGUAUUCCUUCAUAUAUUUAUAAUAAUACAAAAAAAUCCAACUUAGAGAAUCUUUUGUGCAUUUAUAACAUUUAUUCUUUAAGAAAAGAAGAUUCAUAUUUAUAUUUAUUAAACUAUUUUGUUAAUAACUAUAACUAUUUUUAUUUUAUGCAUUUAUUUUUUUAUUUUAUAUAUCACUAUAAUUAUUAUGUUAAUAAUAUUAAGACAACGGAAUUAUUUAAAAAUAUCAAAUUUGACUCCUUUUUAAAAAUUCUACAAAAUUAUAACUAUGUUAUUAAAAAUAAAAAUCCAAUAAAAAUUAAGUUAAAUAGACAAAAAAUUAGUAUGAAGCAAAUAGUUAAUCAACCAAAACACAAAAAAUUCUCAAAAUUUUCAUCAAUAGAAAGAUGUAUAACUAAAAAUAAUCACGAAAUUUGUUAUUCAAAUGAUGAUAUGAUCAUUACAAGUAAAAAUAAAUUUCAUAAUGCUCUUAGCAUACCAAAUGUUAAAUUAAAAAAAACUGAUUUCUCAAAUACUAAUAUAAUUUACAACAAAGAUAAUUAUAAAAGUAACUAUGUAAAUAAAAAUGAAGAAAAUUAUAAUAAAGAAAAUAGUUUAAAUAAGAGCAUAAAUAAUAAAAGUAUAAAUGAAGAUAAAGAUAAAAAUAAAAGAAAAAAUGAAAAUAAUUUUAAUAAUCCCAUUGAUAAUUUUAUUUUUUAUGACGACAAUGAUUUAUAUGAUUUCUACUUUUGUGAAUAUGAUAAUUUUGUAUUUAAUGACAUUAUAUACACCCCUGUUAAAUGGUAUGACAAUUUAGUUUUUGAUAAUUCAGAAAAUUCUUCAUAUCCUCAAAAUUAUUAUAUGGAAGAUAAUAAAAAUAACACUACUAAUAUAAAUUAUGAAAGUCCUUCAGAUUUUAAAAGUGAAAAUAAAAAUUCUUAUAGUUCAGAAGAAGAAACAUAUGACGAAUUAAAUUAUAAUCAAAGUUAUAAUAAGAAAAAUAAAGAUAAAAAUAGUCAUAAUAAAUUUAAUGAAAAACAAACAAUUGACAAUCUGAAUAAGGAAAAAGAAAAAAAAUUAACUGAAAUUCAUCUAAUUGAUAAUAAAAAAACAAACUUUAAUAAAACAAAGAAUAAUAAAGUUUUAGAAAAUAAUUUUAUAAAAUAUGAUAAGGAUUUUGAAAAAAUAAAUACCAUAAUAAAAUUUAUGAUUGAUUGUGAUAUGUUUAAAUAUAUAAAUACGAAAAAAAUGAAAUCAACUAAUUUGCAAGAUGAACCAAUGGAUACUUCAAAUAAUAAGAAGGAAGAAGAUAAAAUUUUUAAUAAUGUAUGUAGAAAUGUGUAUCGAAUAAAUUCUGGAAAUAUGAAUAUUUGUUAUAUUACUUUAACUGAUGCAAAUAAUAAUAAAAUAGCUAAUACAUUUACUUAUAAUAGUAUUAUAAAUAUAAAUAUUGAUUUUAGAAAUGCAGAGAUAUCCACUAUGCAUGUUGAUGCUACCUUACAAAGAUAUGAAAAAGUAAAAUUGAAAAAAAAACUAUUAAAUAUAGCAAAAAAAAACUUAUAUGAUGAAAAUAGCGUAUUAGAAGAGGGUUAUUCAUCAUUUAAUUCAGAUGAAUCAUCAUAUAAUGUUGUUUCAAGUUAUAAAACGAUAAUACAACAAAGUGUUUGCACAUUAUAUUGUUCUGAAAAAAAUAUAAGCAUUAUAUUAAAUGAUGAAGUCAUACCUACAUUUAGAAAUGAUCUUAUAAAAAUUGAUUAUUUCAUUGAUAUAGAUUUUUAUUGUUUUAAUAAUGAUGCAUUUUCAUUAACUCCUAUUUCUCUAUAUAAAGAAUUUGAAAAUAUUUAUAAUUUAAAAUUUCGUAUUCCUAUAUACAUAGUAGAAAAAACACAUGAAAUAUACGAAAAUUAUUCCAAUUUCGAUGACUCUGUAAGUGAAAUUAAAUUAGACCAACAUAAGUUUUUUUUAAAAAAUAAUUAUAAAUUUACUUAUAUGGACAAAAAACAUUUUAUAAAAAGUGUAACAAUGUAA
Plasmodium gallinaceum is the source of this 2739-nucleotide messenger RNA. RefSeq names its product conserved Plasmodium protein, unknown function. The transcript has a single exon. Lineage: Eukaryota; Apicomplexa; Aconoidasida; Haemosporida; Plasmodiidae. The record is from RefSeq and is a predicted model, not a curated record. Bases 1 to 2739 code for a protein of 912 amino acids.